Diutina rugosa is the source of this 672-nucleotide messenger RNA. RefSeq lists its product as uncharacterized. The record is from RefSeq and is a predicted model, not a curated record. Bases 1 to 672 code for a protein of 223 amino acids. Lineage: Eukaryota; Fungi; Ascomycota; Pichiomycetes; Serinales; Debaryomycetaceae. The transcript has a single exon.
AUGUUUGCCCACUUAAAGAAAGUCAUUACUGAAAAACACGAAGAUAUCGACAUCCUCAAGCACGACCGCCUUUACAUCAGCCGGUUUCCGGGGCGCAAGUACGAGAUCUAUGAUGCCCGCAAGAACCUCGUGGGCUCAAUCAAGCCCCGCGGCGAUUUGGUGAUUUCCAGCGACGUUCCCGAAGCCAUUGGCUCUCAAGGGUACGUGGUACUCGACCACAAAGAUGAGCUCCAGCUUGUGGUGGACAUGGACGACUUGACCCGAGUAUUUGCUCCCACUGGCAACGGCAAAAUAAAGCAAUUAGGAGUGCUGAACAAAGACGGCCACAAGUACUACCUCUACAGCGGCGACUCCAAGGACUCGUUGACUAAGUUUGGGUACGCUACUGAUAAAAUGUACACGUUAAACGUGUAUGACAUUCACGACCAGUUAGUGGCACAAUUGACUGAGACUAACGAUAUCCCCACCAGCAACAAGGCCAACUUCGAUGUCUCGUUUGGCGAGAUUGAAAACCACCUUUAUCGAGCAGUGGUGUUGGCCACGUUGUUAAGUGUCGACUGGUUCUUCUACAUGGGCGACCAGGGGGGUUCGUUUAUUAAGCCGGUGGCUCAGGACAUUGUCGAUGAGGAGAUGGGGAAACUCUACACCACCAACCUCAAGACGAGUAACUAA